Messenger RNA from Medicago truncatula (barrel medic), 941 nucleotides. RefSeq lists its product as uncharacterized. The coding region runs from base 355 to 774 and encodes 139 amino acids. The transcript has 2 exons. Lineage: Eukaryota; Viridiplantae; Streptophyta; Magnoliopsida; Fabales; Fabaceae. The record is from RefSeq and is a predicted model, not a curated record.
GCCAAAAGAAAAUACAUAAAUUUUUGGUGGUAAAUAUCCAAAAAGGAAUAUAAAUAGUAACAAAAGCACACCAAAUCAACUAUGCUCAUAUGUUUUCAUUCAUAUUCCUAUAUUUCUUCUCUCAAUCCCACCUUUUAAUCUCUCCCAACCAUUUCCCACUUUAACCGCUUUCAAAAGUACUCUCUCAUUUAUCAUAAACCCUAUUCUUCUUUCUCCUCCUGCUCCGGCCCAUCAUGAGGUAGCCUCUCAAAUGCCUCGCCGGCGUUCUUCUCUCAUGCCUCCGUUCCUACCACCACCUCUCUAGUCUUUUCCUCCUUCUCUUUCACGUUUUUUCUUCUUCUUUUUCUUUCCAUAAUGACUCGCCAGAACCAACUCCAAAACCGUCGUCGCAGCGUCGGAGAAGUGGCUGGAAAUGCAACAGCGGAGUGUGCAGCAAUCUGCUGCUGUGUCCCAUGUGCGGUGGUGGAUAUGGUGGCGCUUGCAACGUAUAAAGUUCCGGCUUCUUUGUGGAAGAAGGCAGCUAUCAAUAACAGAAAGAAAAGGUUGCUGAAACAGAUGAAGAAGGAUAUGAAGAACUUUUUGGAGCAUGAAAAGCCCGGUGGACCUGGACCUGAGACGGUUGUUGUUGGGCCCACGAUGGAGGAGCUUUUGGCCCAGGAGGAAUUGCCGGAGGAGGAUUUAUGGGCCCGGUUCAGCGUAAACGGUUUUUGGAGAAGCAGUUCUUCUCAGAAACAUGAACCGGAUGAAUUGCAAACCGGAGAAAAUAACCGUUAGUACAAUCAUUAUUAUUGUGAUUGUAUAUUGUAUAAUGUGAUUUUUACAUUUGAGAUUGAAGAUACAGGUGUUGAAAUCCAAAAAGAAUUCAAUGCUUUGUUUACCUUUUCUGGUGUGUGAUGUGGAAUUCAAUCAUUUAUGUGUUUUAAGGGUAAGAUAGUAAUGAA